Messenger RNA from Heterocephalus glaber (naked mole-rat), 2034 nucleotides. RefSeq names its product chromobox 1 (gene Cbx1). Gene Ontology annotation, cellular component: nucleus. Lineage: Eukaryota; Metazoa; Chordata; Mammalia; Rodentia; Bathyergidae. The record is from RefSeq and is a predicted model, not a curated record.
GCAGCGCAGAGUGUGAGGCUCUUUUGUUCGGCUGAGAGGAGGGCCGUUGGCCGGGGCCUGCGGUACGCCGCUUCAAUUUGGGGGUCGACUGCGGCCACCCGCCUUGUUGCUUUCCUGGGCGCCACUCCCCCGGCCAGCCAGACGCGACGCGCCAGCAGCGCGGCACCGGUUCCUCUCGGACUGUUGGGCGCUGCGCUGAGCAGCGUCACCCUUCACACCAGAAAGCUGGCGGGCACCAUGGGGAAGAAGCAAAACAAGAAGAAAGUGGAGGAGGUGCUGGAGGAGGAGGAGGAGGAGUACGUGGUGGAGAAAGUGCUGGACCGCCGGGUGGUGAAGGGCAAAGUGGAGUACCUGCUCAAGUGGAAGGGCUUCUCGGAUGAGGACAACACAUGGGAGCCCGAAGAGAACCUGGACUGCCCCGACCUCAUCGCCGAGUUUCUGCAGUCCCAGAAAACAGCACACGAGACAGACAAGUCAGAGGGAGGCAAGCGCAAGGCUGACUCUGAUUCCGAAGAUAAGGGAGAGGAGAGCAAACCAAAGAAGAAGAAGGAAGAGUCGGAGAAGCCACGAGGCUUUGCCCGGGGUUUGGAGCCUGAGCGAAUUAUUGGUGCCACGGACUCCAGCGGAGAGCUCAUGUUCCUCAUGAAAUGGAAGAACUCGGACGAGGCUGACCUGGUGCCUGCCAAGGAGGCCAACGUCAGGUGCCCGCAGGUCGUCAUCUCCUUCUAUGAGGAGCGGCUGACGUGGCACUCCUACCCCUCGGAGGAUGACGACAAGAAGGACGACAAGAACUAACUCCCGGGCCAGCCCUGUCAGCUCCGGCUGGGUUUCCAGGGAGGGCCGGAGUCCUGCCCGUCCACCGCCACUCAGUGGCUUGGGAAGAUGUCCUUUGAAGCGCCAGUAUCGUUUCUGUGCCCUGCCGCCGCCCAAGGCCCGCAGGGGUGAGUGCGCGCCCAUCUGCACUUUGCUGAGGCGGCAAAGGCCUUCUGUGAAGGACAGACCUUGCAGGUGCGGGCGCAGGCGAGCAAAAAGAUACUGUCAUCUUCAAAGUGUCUCCGCAACCCACAGCCUUCUCCCGAUAGUGUUAACUGCAUUUUUACAGCGUAGCAUGUGUGUAGUUUUUGGCUAUUACUGGUGUAUUAUUUGGGUGGGAGGGGUGGGCGGGGGAAGAUGGGGAGGAUCAUUUUGAUGAAAAUUGGGGUCUGAUUGGGGAAAUGGUGAAACCAUGGACCGAACAACUAAUGAUUUGGUUCUCUGUUCAGAAUAUUUUACCUUCUCAAAAAAUGUCAUUGACACCGUAAGCGAGGAAGGACUGUGAGAGACUAGUUUAGACGCUGUGAAUGCCUGAAAGCCCAAGCCGCGUGGUCCCUGCCAGGGCUGACUGCCGCCCCACGGACCGGGCCGGCUCCUAGGUUACCAAAGCGGCCACUCUGGAGAUGGACACAGACUGAGGUGGGAAGUCCUUUCGGAGAACAUACGUGGGAGACGCUUCUGUCUCAGAGGUGCUAACCCUUAAAUCAGACAAGGACAGUUCCUUUUCCCAUUAGGAAGUCACAUCCGCCGGUCCACCCGCCACCGGCGGAAGUGUUGGCCUCAGGAGGGGCAGCCAGAGUGGGGAAAGGUGUGGCCCAGACUCUUAGGGUGGACAUUUGGGGCCUUGGGAUUUUGAGCUUUGAAUUCUGAAACCAUUAGUGGCAGAGUUCAGUCACUGACAGCACAAGUUUCACUGAGUCCAUUCAAGGGUUGAGCAAUUUCAGAAGCCCUGGUCUCAGGAGAUUCACUUUCACAUUGGAGCAGUGGUUCACUUUAGAACACAGCCGAUUUGGGGGGGAAAAAAUCUUAAGAGUUAACACAGAUACCCAAAAUGCUCUGUCUUCAAUCAUGAGAUCCAGCAGUUCUGGACACUGUCUUGAGCUACAUUGUAAAGUCUUUCUAGGCAUGUGUUAGAUUUCUGUGAAAUUUUUCUUUAAAUGUAAACUUCAUACUACACUGUCAGUUUUUGUCUUAAUAAAAGUAUAGAUUUUUAAUCCCCGA